Molecule: messenger RNA, 1491 nt
Organism: Pleurotus ostreatus (oyster mushroom)
Lineage: Eukaryota; Fungi; Basidiomycota; Agaricomycetes; Agaricales; Pleurotaceae
Exons: 5
Coding region: 1-1491 (496 amino acids)
Biological process (GO): regulation of mRNA splicing, via spliceosome
Cellular component (GO): nucleus
Molecular function (GO): zinc ion binding; mRNA binding
Source: RefSeq, a predicted model, not a curated record
AUGUGGAAGCCAGCUACCCGCCAGAUAACUGGAACAAAUGAUGUGCCUUUGGGCCAGCGGCGCCGUUUUGGCCCAGCACCAACAGAGGAAGCAGCCCCGCCUCAACUUGCGCAACCUUCUCCAUCUGCGUACCCUAGACCGCAACAUCAGGACAACAGCCCAGGAAAAAGAGGACGCGACGAGUCUCCCACCUCUAGUGACCCAAAGGUUGAUCCUAACGCCCCACGCAAACGACGCAGUCGAUGGGGUGAAGCCAAAACAGAAAUUCCCGGUCUACCUACUGCCAUUUCUGCAGCGGGCGUUUCUCAAGCCCAACUUGACAACUAUGCUAUUCACCUUAGGUUAGAGGAAAUAAAUCGCAAACUACGCAUGAAUGACUUCAUUCCUCCGGAGCGUGAAAGAUCGCAAUCCCCUCCGCCCACUUACGAUGCCCAUGGUCGCCGUACCAACACCCGCGAGGUGCGAUAUCGCAAAAAACUGGAAGACGAGCGUAUUAGACUCGUCGAUCGCGCCAUGAAAAAUGAUCCCAACUUCCGCCCUCCUGUCGAAUAUCAUCAACAAAAGCGCUCUCAGCGACCUUCCGAGAAGGUGUACAUACCUGUCAAGGAGUUCCCUGAAAUCAACUUCUUUGGUUUGCUCGUCGGUCCCCGUGGUAACAGCUUGAAGAAGAUGGAAAGAGAGAGUGGUGCGAAGAUUAGCAUCCGAGGGAAGGGCAGUGUGAAGGAGGGCAAGGCCAGGCCGGAUCAAUAUGCUGAUGACGCGGAAGAAGACCUCCAUUGCCUUGUCAUUGGCGAUUCAGAGGACAAGGUAGCUACGUGCGUCAAGAUGAUCAAUCGAGUUAUUGAGACGGCUGCUUCCACUCCCGAAGGGCAGAAUGACCAUAAGCGCAACCAGCUUCGCGAACUGGCCGCCCUCAACGGUACUCUUCGGGAUGACGAGAACCAGAUCUGCCAGAACUGCGGUGGUGUUGGUCAUCGUAAAUAUGACUGCCCCGAACAGCGCAACUUCACUGCAAACAUUAUAUGUCGUGUCUGUGGAAGCGCUGGGCAUAUGGCGCGCGAUUGUACAGUCAACAAGGAUCCGAAUGCGCCUCCGAUGGGUAGUCCUAGCCAGGCCAUGGCCGUCAACAGGGGCGGGUUUGAUUCGGAGUACGCCAGCCUUAUGGCUGAGCUCGGGGAGUCGGGAGGGGACUCAAACAAGUCACACUGGGCAGGACCAAGCACGGGCCAUGACAUCACAGGUGGAGGCUCUAACAUUCCGCCAUGGCGCCGUCCAGAAGUUUGGCAGACGCCCGCACUUACUCAGCCACAACAAGGAUAUCGACCUCCUCCCCCUGGUUAUGGAGGAUAUGGUGGUGGUGGAUAUGGCGCCCAAGCGUGGGCGGGGGCAGGAUACACUCCCACUGCAGGAUACAGUGCUCAAGGCCAAGAUUACUCUGCUAAUUAUGCAUCAUACUAUCAAGGCCAAUACGCUCAGCAACAGACCAGCUAA